This is a messenger RNA of Drosophila subobscura, 1065 nucleotides long. RefSeq names its product serine protease snake. The coding region runs from base 62 to 1021 and encodes 319 amino acids. NCBI's taxonomy places the organism in Eukaryota, Metazoa, Arthropoda, Insecta, Diptera, Drosophilidae. The transcript has 3 exons. The record is from RefSeq and is a predicted model, not a curated record. Gene Ontology annotation, biological process: proteolysis. Gene Ontology annotation, molecular function: serine-type endopeptidase activity.
GGUUCAUUCAGUAGCUGCCCGAGCGUUGCGAGUGUACAACACAAGACGAGUGACUGAGGAAAUGCAAGCUGCGUUUACAAUAAAGUUUGUACAGCUGGGAGCUGCCUUGCUAUGGCUAGCCACAGACUGGACUACAGCCCAAGAUCAGGAUCUAGUCAGAUCAUGCGCUGCCUACAAGAAGAGCGUGUUUGAGGAGACAUCAGAGUUCAGUCUGCUCUAUCUGAAUGCACCGAUUAUCUACAAGACCAGAGACACGUGCAGCAGCUACACGCCGCUGAUUAUCGGUGGAGGAGCAGCCCUGCCCAAGGAGUUUCCACACGCCGCUCGCCUGGGUAAUCGCGAUGAAGAUAACGAAAUCGAUUGGUUCUGUGGCGGCACCUUGAUCAGCAAUCUACAUGUUCUCACAGCCGCCCAUUGCCUCUACAGCGAGAAUGGCGCAGUGAAUGUGGUUCGGUUGGGAGAACUCGAGUUCGACAACGACAAGGAUGACGCUGAUCCGGAGGACUUUGGUGUGGCCAAUUCCACGGUGCAUCCUGGCUACGCUCAUCCCAUCAUUUACAAUGACAUUGCACUGCUGCGACUGAGUCGACCCGUCACCUUCAACGAGUACAAGCAUCCGGCAUGCCUGCCCUUCCACGAUGGCUCCAGCGAUCAGACAUUCAUUGCCAUUGGCUGGGGACAGGUGAAGGUUGUCAGCGAGAGUUCCAAGAAGCUGCGGAAGGUGCGCCUGAAUAACUAUGGCACUCGCUGCAGCACCACGUCCGAGCCGAACGAAGAGCUGCCCAAUGGCUACAAUGGCACCACUCAAAUCUGCAUCGGCUCCAAGGAGCACAAGGACACAUGCAACGGAGACUCUGGUGGUCCGGUGCUGACAUACCACAAGGACUUUCCGUGCAUGUACCACGUGAUGGGCAUCACCUCCACGGGCAACUUCUGCGACACUCCAGACUUUCCAGGCCUCUACACACGCGUGCAUCAAUACUUGGACUGGAUCAAAGCGGAGAUGGCCAAGACGUCAUAGCAGUCACGUGCCCAAUGCUAAUUAUAGUUCAUAUUUGUGCACAU